AUGAAGUUCUUCGCUGCUGCUCUUGCCCUCGCCGCCGGCGCCUCGGCCUACAGCAACGUCACCUACGUCACUGAGGUCGUUACAGCCUACACCACCUACUGCCCUGAGCCGACCACGGUCGUCUACAACGACCACACUUACACCGUCACCGAGGCCACUACCCUCACUAUUACCGACUGCCCUUGCACCAUUAAGAAGCCCGUUACCACCAUCUCCUCGGUCGUCUGCAACACCCCUAACUGCGGCGGUGGCUACCAUAACACCACCGGCCCUGUGCCGACCCCUGACGUCCCUGCUGGCACUGCCCAUCCCCCGGUCGUCACCAGCACUCCUUCUCCUCAGCCCGAGGUCCCCGUCACCGCCGGUGCUGGUCGCGCCGCUGCCCUCUCGGGCGCCGGUCUGGCUGCUCUCCUUGGCGUCGCUGCCUUCGCUCUCUAA
Messenger RNA from Thermochaetoides thermophila DSM 1495, 438 nucleotides. Its product is annotated as putative structural constituent of cell wall protein. The record is from RefSeq and is a predicted model, not a curated record. The transcript has 2 exons. The coding region runs from base 1 to 438 and encodes 145 amino acids. Gene Ontology annotation, molecular function: structural constituent of cell wall. Gene Ontology annotation, biological process: fungal-type cell wall organization. Gene Ontology annotation, cellular component: fungal-type cell wall. NCBI's taxonomy places the organism in Eukaryota, Fungi, Ascomycota, Sordariomycetes, Sordariales, Chaetomiaceae.